AUGGGCAACAUUGCCAGCAGACCGGAAGAUGGGGCAUAUCUGAGCGAUCAGGAACGAUUCUCAAUCGCCAGCCUCAAUGUCACCAACGCGCGCGGACAGUCGAUAUUGCGCAUUUCGCCCAACGCCUUCCCAGCGAAUCGCUUCAGCGCCCACCGCGAUGCCACAGCAGCCGGCGACGACUCGCCGAUUGAGUUCAUCCAGGACCCGGACAGUGUGACACCAGCCUUCCUGGUGCGAUUGAACAACAAUGAAGAGCUGAACUUCCACUUUACAUUUGUCCUGCGCCAACAGAUCCCCAGCGCGGGCGGGAACAAUGCCGUGGACACCAACAUCUCCGGCUUGACGUACAUCUUCGCCUCUACACCCAAGGAAGUGGAGAAUUUGGUGGUUCGCGAGUUCCAUUCGGAUCCCAAUCUACACAAGAAUGCCAACGUGCAGCUGGUGGGCGACUACAGCACCGGUGGCAGUCAGAGCGUACAAUCCAGUUGGAUGUGGAAGUGGCGACCCCCAAAGGCGGCCGAGGAUAGAGGUGGUGGAUGGCGCAACUGUUGCAGCUUUGUCGAGUAUAACCAACGCGCACAUCGCCUUGACACGCUCGCCAGCUUCAGCUUCUGGGUGCAAAACACACAGCGCCUUGCCUCUAACCUGCCCAAAUCUCCAAACCUCGAGAUCAAUCUGCCGCCACGGCUUAGAGUGCCUUCUACACAGUCGAUCGAGUCGAGAAUCAGCAACAUCAGCAACAUCAGCGACUCUGACGGGGAGGGAAGCUACGGCAAGAGUUAUGAUGAACCUCAGUCGCCAGUCAUACCAUUCCAGCCGAUUCCCGAGAAUGGCUUGGGUCUCACCAACAUCGCCACCUCUUCGACCAUCGGACCCAAAAGGGUCGACUUGGCGGCGUGUAAGCCGGGCGAGGAUCCAUCGCUUAACGAGGACGGGCCUUUGUUCAGAGCUACUAUGAGAUCCCUCGAGCAAAAGACGGGCAACAUGCGGAUACGCAUGAAGAGAGUGCUGAAGACGGCAGAGGCGGCACAAGCGGCCCAGACCUUGUGCAAUCAAGCAGUCGUCGACUUUACCCAAGCGUUGAGGGAAGCCUCCGCCUCCAAUGCCAACGCGGUACAGCCUGCGCUAGAGCAUUACUUUGAGAAGAUCUCCAAGGAAAUAUUGCUAUACGAAAAGCAAAACACCAUCAAUCUGCAGAAGCUGAUCAUCGAGCCCGUCAGCAAGCUGUACAAUUUCGAAAUCAAACAGGCCGACUCCAAGAAGCGAGACUUUGACGAAGAAAGCAAAGAGUACUACGCGUAUGUCGGCAAGUACCUCGGCCAGCGCAGCGAGUCCGUCAAAGAGAAGAAGCAAAAGCAGAGCGAUGAGAAGUAUCAGUCGAAGCGCCGGACGUUUGAGCUGAAGCGCUUCGACUACUCCUCCUUUAUGCACGAUCUACAUGGCGGGAGAAGAGAUCAGGAGGUCCUGUCGCAGCUGACAAAGUUUGCGGACGCGCAGGCGAAGAGCUUUCUUUCAACGUCGAAGAAGAUUGAAGAGAUGGUGCCGCAGCUGGACGCUCUGGUCGCAGAGGUCAAGAUCGCAGACCAAGACUUUCAAUUGCAGAGAAAGGAGCGGGAGGAGAAGCGUCGCAUGCUGGAGACGAGCACCAAGCUGAUGGGUGAGGAUGGCAAUGUGAUGCCACCUGGUGGAUUGUCAUACUCUGCAUCUGUGAGAGACUCACUCCGUCCCACGAUUGACAAUGAAUCCACUCGGUCGAUCAGCAAUAGCGGAUACGCUUCCAUGAUGCCAACCCCUCUGCCCGAGGUGAGAUCACCGGCAGUGCAAGCGCCCUCGAACGGAAUGCUCAACACGACCGCAAGCACUGCCACAUCAGCAGCACCCAGUCCGAACGAUAAGUUCAAGGGUAUUCGCGAUCUUCAAGACAACAGUGGAAUGGUACAGAAUGGUGGGACGCAGCGGAAAGAAGGUCUGCUAUGGGCAUUGAGUCGACCAGGAAGCCACGUUGAUCCGAAAGGCAUCACGAAACCCGGUUGGCACAAAUUCUGGAUUGUCCUUGAUCAGGGAAAGCUUUCCGAAUACGUCAACUGGAAAGAGAAGCUGGACCUCCACAUGGACCCCAUCGACCUGCGGAUGGCUUCUGUCCGAGAGGCGAGGAAUUCCGACCGACGGUUCUGCUUCGAAGUCAUCACUCCCCAUUUCAUGCGCGUCUAUCAAGCCCCGUCGGAAGACGACAUGCGAUCGUGGAUAGGUGCCAUCAAUAACGCUCUGCAGAGCGCGUUUGAGAAUAAAAGUCAGCACCAGCCCACGACGCCCUCUCCUUCUGGCUACCCUACUUCGCACCGAAAGGACAUUGCCGCAGUGUUGACCGGCAAGAGCUCAUCCUUCUCCGGCCACCGUCAGACUUCCAACCCGAACAGAAACGAAGCCGCCAAAGCGGUGAGCAGACAUGCGACGACGGGCGAGAAGCCAACGUACAAGCGGACCGAAAGCGGAGUGGAUGCAGAGCCGUCUGCCUUGUUACAACGAAUCCGUAAUGCGGAUGAGGGAAACAAGUUCUGCGCUGAUUGCGGGUCUGAGAGCAAAGUUGAUUGGUGCUCGAUCAACCUGGGUGUCCUCUUGUGUAUUGAAUGCAGUGGCAUCCAUCGAUCACUCGGCACCCACAUCUCCAAGGUCCGCUCGCUCACGCUCGAUACGUCGGCUUUCACCCAAGAUAUCAUCGAAGUGCUAUUACUUAUCGGCAAUCGUGUGAGCAACAUGAUCUGGGAGGCCAAAUUGGACCACUUUUUAAAACCUUCACCGCAUUCAACCAGAGAUCAGCGUCUGCAUUUCAUCACGGCCAAGUACAGCGAGCGCACAUAUGUGCAACAUCCAGCGACAGGGCAAGUGGCAGAUGAUUUCCUCCUCACCAGCAUCAAGAAGAACGACAUUCAAAGCGUUUUGCACGCUCUCGCCCUCCGCGCCAAUCCGAAUGUGCAUGACCGAUCGAGAGACACACACGCACUCUUCCUCGCACUCGCUGCAGCAGAUCCUGCCUCCCCUGGCUYUGGUCACUCACCUUCCAACUCUCAUGCAUCAAGCAUACGAGGUGUCACCGGUCCUACCGCGACCCCGCCACAGCCUUCAAGUCCGGUGGUUCCGUCCUCGCGACCGGCUCCGCGUAAACCAUUCGCGGUUGCCGAAGUACUCCUCCAGAACGGCGCGGACAUUCCGGACAAGGCCAGCUGUCCGUUUCCUCUGUCAGAUGCCGCCAAGUUCUACCUUGAUUACAAGAACGAUCUCCGGCAAGGCAAGACUCCUGCCUCCGCUGGUAAGGACUCGAACGGUGAUAAUCUCAGUCCCCUGCCUGCAAUGGGCGCGAAUGGUGGAAUGGGCGUCAACCUCCGCGACGCAGUGCCUUAUCGUGAGAGGGACCGAUUGUUGAAGAGGAACAGUGGUAGCAGUCGACCCAAAAGUCGAGCAAGUUUGAGCGCUGCCGUGGAGGGCAUGGAGGGUUUUGUGAAGAAGUAG
Ramularia collo-cygni is the source of this 3507-nucleotide messenger RNA. RefSeq names its product related to ADP-ribosylation factor (ARF) GTPase activating protein (GAP) with effector functions. The record is from RefSeq and is a predicted model, not a curated record. Gene Ontology annotation, molecular function: GTPase activator activity; protein binding. The coding region runs from base 1 to 3507 and encodes 1168 amino acids. The transcript has 2 exons. Gene Ontology annotation, cellular component: cytoplasm; endosome; trans-Golgi network. Lineage: Eukaryota; Fungi; Ascomycota; Dothideomycetes; Mycosphaerellales; Mycosphaerellaceae. Gene Ontology annotation, biological process: intra-Golgi vesicle-mediated transport.